Molecule: messenger RNA, 3167 nt
Organism: Prunus mume (Japanese apricot)
Lineage: Eukaryota; Viridiplantae; Streptophyta; Magnoliopsida; Rosales; Rosaceae
Source: RefSeq, a predicted model, not a curated record
GACACUGCAUCUACACUCAAAUAUAUUAUAUAUAUAUAUAGCGAAAGAGAGUGCUAAAGAGGUGCGUGCUCAUAUCGUCAUCUUUUUCAUUUCUUUGCAUAUAAGUUGCAUUUCCCAGAGAGAGAGAGAGGGCACAAGUAGUUGUUUUCUUGGUUUUGGUCUGGUAAAAGCUUGGGAGUGAGUGUUCAAAAAACAACACCAAGAUAAAAAGAGAUAAAAGGAGGCAGUGUGGGAGAGAGAGACAGAGAUACCCGAAAACUCACACUGACCCCUUUGCAGUUUUUGCUAUAUACUUAUUGAUUUCCUCAAAUCAUAUUGUAGCUCUCUCUCUCGCUCUCUCUCUCUCUCUCUGUGUUUAUGCUUCAUGGAUCCGCUUUUAACGCUUCUUCAUGAGAUCACAGCAUCCUCCCCAGUCCCCACAAGCUUUUCUGCUUUUCUUCCGUUCCAAACUCUCACAAACCAUGACCAGUCCUAGUCUAUUUCUCUCUCUGCAGCUGCUCUAAAGUCUUACUUAACACUACUGGCUGCUUGCUACCUUCUGUCCUUUUCACAUUUCAUUCCUGUUUUCCCAUUGUUGGAGAAGCAAGCUUUUCAUCCAGAGCCACCAUCAAUCUUUUUGGUUCUUGUUGAAAAAGCAAAGAGAGUUUUUUUUCCUUUUUCAUCUUUUGAUUUUCUAGUUAUGGGCAUGAGGGAGUGGUAUUGGGGUUCUGGAAGAUCCUCAACGAGAGGUAGAGGUGGAGGAGGAGGACCAGCUGAGAAAGACAUGACCACCUCUUCUGGUUGCAUGUGUGCUGUCUUUCAGCUCUUUGACUUCCAUCAACUUCAGCUUGCCAACUUACACCACCCACAGCAACCCUCUUUCAACACUUUCCACCAAGAAGAUCUCACUGUCCCCAAAGGUGUUGAAGCACCUAGGAACAGCUUGGAUUCAUCAGAAGGGACUUCACUAUCAUCUACCACAAAAGAAGAAGAAAAUUUAAAUAGUCCAAUUUUGAAAUUCCAGAUGGGUAUGCAGAUCAAAACAAGUGGAGGAGGAGGAGGCAGAACAUCUUCAGCUGAUUUUUCAUCAGAUAUUAGCUCACCAGGAACAAAGACCCCAAAUUUGGUAGCAAGGUUAAUGGGUCUUGACCUUCUUCCUGAUCAAAUCCAAUCACCCUCUUCCACUUCAUCAUGUAGUAGCACCGCCACUCAUGCGACUUCAAAGUCAAAAGUUCGGACUCGGAAAGCCCUCCAAAGUAGACCAAGACGACAUGUCGUGGAUAUGAGCGACGCUACUAAUACUGCAGCAGUUGGUACUCGUUCACUGCCUGAGACUCCAAGAAUCUCAUCAGCCAGAAGAUCAGACGUUGAUCUUCAUCACCGCCUUUCGCUUCAAAUCAACAAAGAGAAUGUUGGGGUGGGGGGUGGUGAGGAACUGGAUUUUUGCAGGUCUUCAUCUUACAAAAGGAGGGACCUAAAGCUGAUUAAUUUUGGAGAUCAUGAGAAUGUUAAAAGCCCAAGCCACUAUGCUAGGCAGAUUGUGAAGCAGGUGAGAGAAAGUGUUAGCAGGAAAGUUGGUUUGGACAUCACAAACACCACCAGACCAGUUAACAGAGACAAGCACGACAAAGAUGAGCUCCUUCACCGGCUUAAAUCCAAGAAUGGUAAUGCUGCUUCCAAGAGUUUAAUCAGCAAGGAAGACAGUUCAGCUUCUUUCUCUCCCAGGCUCAGAUUCUUGGAGCCCAAGACUACUACUACAACGCCUGCAUCAUUGACAGCCAAGGAUCAAAUUCAACUACUUCCUCCAAAACCCAAAUCACCUCUCUCAUCUUUACCUCCCAAGCCAAAGCCUGUGCAGCAGCCACUGAAAGAAGAAAAACAGCAGCAGCAGCAGAAAAGCCAGACAUCAAUUCAAAAGCGUAGAAAAUCUGCUCAUAAGCAACAGGAGGAAGCAUUUGUUAGUCCAUCAACAGCUACAAGAGCCAUCCAUAAUAAUAUUCCAGCUGACAAGAAAUGCAAGAAAACCCAAUUAUUGUCAAGCAACAAUGUCCCUACCCUUCUUCCAAUCAAGAAAGAUCCUUCACCUCCAGCUACCAAAAUCCCCCAAAAACAGCAGGCACAACAACAAGUAUCUGAAUCUGACGCCCAACAAUCGAAACGUAGGUGGUCACAGUUAUCUAGUUCCACGAGCCAAACGUACAAACAACAACAAGAGCAGCAGCAACUAAGCCGGAGGACCCCCCAUGAGCUCGCCACCCGAGACAUCAUCAACAUGCCUAACGGUGGCGCCACCAGUUCAGCCACCGCUGCCGGCUCUGCUGGUGGAGCAGCAGCAGAGGCAGAGCUGUUCCAGUACGUCACAAGAAUAUUAAGCCGUACUGGCAUUGAUAAAGACACCCAAGUUUCCUUCACCAACUGGUUCUCUCCGUUCCAUCCACUAGACCCUUCCAUUUUUCACCACCUUGAAAAUUCUAACGUUGUUGAUGUUACUGGUCAACUUGGUCAAAGGUGCAACAGGAAGUUAACGUUCCGUGUGGUGGAUGAAAUUUUGGUGGAAAUUUUGAGGCCAUAUAUCAACAUGAAGCCAUGGGUUGCAACUAGCUCAAAUUAUAUUGGCAUGUGGAAUAAUAUGAAUGGGUCAGAACUGGUUAACAUUUUGUGCCACAAAAUCCAGAGGUUUCCGUGUGCCGACUGUCAGGUUCUUGAAGACAUUGACGAUUUAAUUGACAAGGACAUGCCUGCAGAGUCGAAGGUGCAAAGUGAGAUGGCGUUUGAGGAAGAAGGAGAAGGGAUCGUUAGGGAGGUAGAGAAGGACAUAUUGGACACACUCAUACAUGAAACGGCUAGGGUCCUAUGGUUUUGAAUUUUUUUGAUCAAUUGCGUGCCAAAACGGCGCCGUAGGGUGCAUGCAGAAAUGGGUCAGAGAGUGGACUGGGGUCACAUGGGUGGUUCACGUGAUGAGAUGCUAUUGGUCCGGGGGGGUGGGGGUGACGUGGCAGAUUGGGAGCUGUAAAAAAGUGGGGUGGGUGACACGUACGGGCUUGACAGCCCCGACAGCAGUGACAGAGGACCCUCAGGGAGCUCAGAGGAUGGAAUCCAUUGCCUUCUCUCCAGCCUUUUGUAAUUUGUAAAUUUUUGCUCUCUCUUUUUUCAAAAUUAUUUGUAUUAUUCUUUGUUUAUUAUAAAAG